GUGCCGGGUAACCCCCCCCCCAGUCAGUGAGCUUAGUGAAGAUGGCGGCGGGCUCCGAUUUGUUGGAUGAGGUUUUCUUUAACACAGAGGUGGACGAGAAAGUAGUUAGCGAUCUAGUUGGGUCCCUGGAGUCUCAGCUUGCGGGUUCGGGUCACGGGAACUCCGAGAGUCGGGGCCCGGUCGUGGGGAACCACAUUGUCAGCGCGGGAGCAGGUAAUGCUAAUGUCCAAGAGAGCAAAAUGGGACUUGCACAAGACCUGGCGAAAGCAGGAGCUGGAGUGCAGGGGGGUGUUAUUAAUAAUACAAGGUCCCAGGGUUCAGCAUUACUAGAUGCAACAACAGGGAUCACUUCAUCUGCAGGGUCUGAGACAUCGCCCGGACACAGCCACGGCAAAUCUGUGGUUGUCAGUGCCAUGACAACCCCUGUGCCCGACCAUGGAGCGGGCAGCGGCAAAACCGGGACGCAUGCAGUGCAAACUUUGAAUGGGAGUAAUGUAACGAUGAACUCUCACAGUUCAGGAAGUCCAGCAGCCGCCAGCACCGUUUGUAACAGCAGCGGCAGUGCACCUGCUGUCACAGUGGUCAACAACGGACCUGGAUCGGUUGUAAAAGGAAAUGUAAAUACUGUUUUACCUGCCACCUCAAACACUGUCAUACAGAGCUCUUUUUUUAAUGCACAGAGUGCUACUUCGACUGUAAUUACGUCUCAGACAACGAGUUUGGGAACCGGACCAACCGUAACACUCGUGAGGCCCCCUAUGCACACAGCCGGACCGGGCACGAUGCUAAAUGGGAAUAACACCGUUUUAAGUUCGACAGUUAAUGCCGCUAACCUCCCUGCGACCGUGGGAUCUGGGAUCUCGUUACAGACUUCUCUUUUAAACAGCAACCCGUCCCCAGCUAGCGUUUGUGCCAGCAUCUCAACCCACGUAAUCAAGUCGGAGUCUCCCAAAACUAUCAUACAAACUACACCGCAAGCAAUGGCACCAAGUGUUGUUGCAAAUGCAGGCAAUUUGUCUCUUGGUCAGCCUAUGCACUCUGGGCUUCAGACUGUACCCCCUCAGCAGCCCUCCACACCUGCAGGAAUCGGCAAGGGUCCGGUUGUCCAAAACGUACCGAGGACUUCCACUCCAACAGCAGUUGCGGCCAAUCCGGGCGCGAUACGAGCAAUUGUUCCACAGGUUUUAGCCCCCCGCAUGGCUCAAACACCCCCAAAUCAGCCAAACAUCCAGAACAUUCAGCUGCCUCCAGGGAUGGUGCUGGUGCGCAGUGACAGCGGCCAGUUGUUGAUGAUCCACCAGCAGACUCUCGCUCAAAUGCAGGCCCAGUCCCAGUCCCAGAACGCCAUGGCUCCGCGCCCCGCCACGCCCACCAGCACUCCCCCUGUCCAGCUACAGGCCCCUGGGACACCCAUGAUUGCCAGGCAGGUGACCCCAACGACCAUAAUCAAGCAGACCUCUGCAGCCCAGACCACAGUACAGGCCACCACCACACUACAGAGACCUCCUGUCGUGCAGCCCCAGAUCGUGCUAGGAGGGGCCUCCACAACCGCUUCAAUAGGAGCAGCGUCCCCGGUGCAGCCAGGAACACCACAGAGAACAGUACCGGGGGCCACAGGGGCCACUGCCACGGAAACCUUGGAAAAUGUGAAAAAAUGUAAGAACUUUCUAUCGACGUUAAUUAAGCUGGCAUCAAGUGGAAAACAGUCCUCAGAGACGGCUGCUAAUGUGAAGGAGCUGGUGCAGAACCUGUUGGAAGGAAAAAUUGAAGCAGAAGAUUUUACAAGCAGGCUUUACAGGGAACUCAAUUCUUCACCUCAACCAUAUCUUGUGCCUUUCCUGAAGAGGAGUCUACCUGCCUUGCGCCAGCUCACCCCAGACUCGGCAGCUUUCAUCCAGCAGAGCCAGCUCCAGCAGCCCAGCAGUCAGACCAGCACGGCGCUCACAGCGGUGGUCCUGGGGUCGUCAGUUCAACGCUCAGCCGGAAAAGCCACUGCCACCCUCACCAGCACCCUCCAGCCUGGGCACACCAAACCAGGGCAGCUCACACCACUGGUUCUCCCGUCACAGCAGCAGGGGACCAUGGUGCGCCCAUCCCAGGUAACCCUGACGCAAACCCCCAUGGUGACUCUGAGGCCGCCCCACAAUCGGAUCAUGUUGAGUACGCCGCAGCAUGUGCAGCUAAAACCUCUUCAGACAGUCCCGGUUAUGAAACAUACAGUAUUACCUGGAAACAAAGGGCUUCCCCCUGGCUUCGCACAGGCCUCCGCUGCACAGAGGAACAAACUCAAAGAAGCUGGAGGAGGUUCCUUCCGUGACGAUGAUGAUAUCAACGAUGUUGCAUCAAUGGCUGGAGUGAAUCUGUCUGAAGAAAGCGCCCGGAUUCUCGCGACGAACUCGGAACUCGUGGGCACGCUAACGAGGUCUUGUAAAGACGAAGCAUUUCUCUCGACUGCGUCGUUGCAUAGAAGACUAUUAGAAAUAGGCAAACAAUAUGGAAUAAUAGAACUGGGGCCAGACAUAGUCAACAUUGUGUCACAUGCAACCCAGCUAAGGUUACAGAGCUUAAUAGAGAAAGUAACAGAGAUUGCGCAGCAAAGGAAUAUAACAUACAAGGGCUGCGUGUCGGUGCUGUGCUUGCAGGAAGAUGAGCGGUACGAGCAGAUUAGUGAUGUGCGCUCACAGCUGAAGUUCUUCGAGCAGCUCGAUCAAAUAGAGAGACAGAGGAAAGAGGAGCAGGAAAGAGAGAUUUUAAUGAAAGCAGCAAAGUCACGAUCACGUCAAGAAGACCCAGAGCAGCUCCGGUUGAAACAGAAGGCCAAAGAGAUGCAGCAGCAGGAGCUGGCACAGAUAAGACAAAGAGACGCCAACCUCACAGCCUUAGCAGCGAUAGGACCGAGAAAGAAGAGGAAAGUGGGUUCACCUGGACCGGGGGCUGGGGCGGAGGGCUCUGGUUCAAGUGGGUCGCUUUCAGGCAGCCCUUCAGUUGCCACGGCGAGGCAGUUCACUCGACAACGGAUCACACGGGUCAGCCUCAGGGACCUCCUCCACUGUUUGGAAAACGAGAGCGAGACAAGCCAUUCACAUCUGCUAUACCAAGCAUUCCUGAAGUAGCACGGGCACCGCUGGCAAGACUCAUGGCUUUCCAUUGGCAGGAGAGAAAGCAUUCAUGGGACACUUAUUAUUAUUUUUUUUAAUAUAUACAUUUUACUGAGAGUGCGCCUUUUUUUGUAACAUGCAGACGGACAGUGGUACAAAAAAAAAAGAAAAAAAUCAGACUUUGGGCGGGUUUGUAUGUGUUUAUAGAAUAAAAUGUAAAAAUAGUUUCUAUAAAAUCUUGUUAUAAAUAUUAUUAUAAUUAUUAUUGUUAUUAUGACAGACUGUGGAUUCUAUGACUGGACAAAUAAUUGUUACUGUUUGUUUAAACUGAGUUGCCUUCUUGCCAAAAUAAGCCAUAUAUUUGUAUCUGAGCUAGAAAGGCUAAGCAAUUAAUAACUACCUUUUGUCUAUCGGUAGCUUUUAAGCACCUGCAAAAUAACGACUCUAUUAUUUAUGUCAGUUUGCUGUAUGUCUUUGAAUUCUGGAGAGCUAUAUAAUGUGUUCUCUUGAUUUGAACAGCGUCUUUGCAUGUCAAAAAAGGCCUGUGAGGCCUAUAAACAAAUCUCCAUUGUUUUGAAUGUUUAAUUUUUAUUUUAUUUUUUAAUAUUACUUGUUUGAUACAUUUCUUAAACUUUUAAUAACUUUUUUUUUCUGCAUAAAUAUAUUUUACUUGCACUGGGUUUGUUUUUUUUCUAGCAAAAUUAAAUAAAAUAGAAAUUGCAAUAAGAAAGAUAUCAAGUCACAAACCGAGAAGUGUUUUUAAGUAUAAAUCAAGUGUAAAUUUAAAAAAAAAAUUAAAAAAUUCUGGAAAUAACUAAAUUGCCAGUAAUUGUAUAUAACUUUGGCACAUAAAUAAUGCUAUGUACAACAUAAUUAUUUUGCUAAAAAAGGACUGCAUUUAAAUAAGACCUACUUUAAAGCAAACGAGUCCAAACCCUUUGUACCUAUUUUUUUAUUAAAUAUACUAAUUUUGUCUUUAUAUUUUUCACAAGUAUUGUAUUGAAAUUGUUUAUCGAUUGUACUUUUAUGAUUGUAAAUACUUUUGUUUUCGUUUUCGUCGUGUGUCGUUUUGUGUUCGUUCAUCAAGGGAAAAAAAAAAACUCUUCAGUGGACUUUAAUGUGUGAACUGAAUGCUAAUCAGUAUUUUUAACAGCUGUUACUUCAUUUUUUUUGUCUUUUACAGAGGAAAAAAAAACAGAAAUCCCAGACCUGUCUCUCCCUCUUUUCUUGUAAAUUUUGCACAGUCACUUGUUUAUAUGUAAAUAUUUUACUUAAAAAAAAAAUAAAAAAAAUAAAAAAAAUUGCUAUUGUUUUAUAUAGGAUUGAAAGAGAAUUAACUCCUUCAUUAAAAACAAAGU
Acipenser ruthenus (sterlet) is the source of this 4456-nucleotide messenger RNA. Its product is annotated as transcription initiation factor TFIID subunit 4-like. The record is from RefSeq and is a predicted model, not a curated record. Gene Ontology annotation, molecular function: RNA polymerase II general transcription initiation factor activity; DNA binding; protein heterodimerization activity. The transcript has 16 exons. Gene Ontology annotation, cellular component: transcription factor TFIID complex. Gene Ontology annotation, biological process: DNA-templated transcription; transcription initiation at RNA polymerase II promoter. Bases 42 to 3113 code for a protein of 1023 amino acids. Lineage: Eukaryota; Metazoa; Chordata; Actinopteri; Acipenseriformes; Acipenseridae.